Callithrix jacchus (white-tufted-ear marmoset) is the source of this 1775-nucleotide messenger RNA. It is a transcript of the gene DNAAF4, whose product is annotated as dynein axonemal assembly factor 4. Gene Ontology annotation, molecular function: nuclear estrogen receptor binding. Gene Ontology annotation, biological process: determination of left/right symmetry; heart development; epithelial cilium movement involved in extracellular fluid movement. The record is from RefSeq and is a predicted model, not a curated record. NCBI's taxonomy places the organism in Eukaryota, Metazoa, Chordata, Mammalia, Primates, Cebidae.
AAGCAGAGGAUAUGGGCCUACUUGUUUGAACAUUCGCUCAGACCGUAAGGAAUAAGGUAACCCCAAGAAUUGGCAUCACAGUCCGGCCUGGGCGCCUAGAGAGGAGGGGGGGGUGGUGGCGAUGGAGCACGCUGGAAACCCAGGGCUCCCGGCGGGUCUGACCCGGAAGGGGUGGUGCCUGGUAACCCCAGCUUCCCUAGCAACCAAGCAGUGGCAAGCAGCAGCCACCCGAGCUCUCCCCUUCCUCCGCUCCCGGGAUGCCUCUUCAAGUUAGCGAUUACAGCUGGCAGCAGACGAAGACUGCGGUCUUUCUCUCUCUGCCCCUCAAAGGCGUGUGCGUCAGAGACACGGACGUGUUCUGCACGGAAAACUAUCUGAAGGUCAACUUUCCUCCAUUUUUAUUUGAAGCAUUUCUUUAUGCUCCCAUAGACGAUGAGAACAGCAAAGCAAAGAUUGGGAAUGACACCAUUGUCUUCACCUUGUAUAAAAAAGAAGCGGCCAUGUGGGAGACCCUUUCUGUGACAGGCGUUGACAAAGAGAUGAUGCAAAGGAUCAGAGAAAAAUCUAUUUUACAAGCACAAGAGAGAGCAAAGGCAGCUACAGAAGCAAAAGCUGCAGCAAAGCGGGAAGAUCAAAAAUAUGCACUAAGUGUCAUGAUGAAGAUUGAAGAAGAAGAGAGGAAAAAAAUAGAAGAUAUGAAAGAAAAUGAACGGAUAAAAGCCACUAAAGAAUUGGAAGCCUGGAAAGAAUAUCAAAGAAAAGCUGAGGAGCAAAAAAAAAUUCAGAGGGAAGAGAAAUUGUGUCAAAAAGAAAAGCACAUUAAAGAAGAAAGAAAAAAAUUAAAAUCUAAGAAUCUUACUAGAAAUUCAGCAUCUAGAAAUCUUGCUGCAAAAGGGAGAAAUUCAGAAAAUAUAUUUACUGAGAAGUUAAAGGAAGACAGUAUUCCUGCUCCUCGCUCUGUUGGCACUAUUAAAAUCAACUUUACCCCUCGAGUAUUCCCAACAGCUCUUCGUGAAUCACAAGUAGCAGAAGAGGAGGAGUGGCUACACAAACAAGCCGAGGCACGAAGAGCAAUGAAUACUGACAUACCUGAAUUUUGCGAUUUAAAAGAAGAAGAAAAGAACCCAGAAUGGUUGAAGGAUAAAGGAAACAAAUUGUUUGCAACAGAAAACUAUUUGGCAGCUAUUAAUGCAUAUAACUUAGCCAUAAGACUAAACAAUAAGAUUCCACUAUUGUAUUUGAACCGGGCUGCCUGCCACCUAAAACUAAAAAACUUACACAAGGCUAUUGAAGAUUCUUCUAAGACAGGGUCUUGCUCUGUCACCCAGGCUGGAAUGCAGUGGUAAGAUGACAGCUCACUGCCGCAGCUUUGACCUCCCAAUCUCAAGCUAUCCUCCCCACCUCAGCCUCUCAAGUAGCUGGGAUUACAGGCACACACCACCACACCUAGCUAAGUUUUUGUUUUGUUUCGUUUGUUUUUGUUUUUUGUAGAGACAAGGUCUCCCUAUAUUUCUCAGGUUGGUCUCGAACUCCUGACCUCAGGUGAUCCACCCGCCUCGGCCUCCCAAAGUGCUGGGAUUACAGGCGUGAGCCACAGCGCCCGGCCCGAACUCCUGAUUUCAAGGGAUGCUACAAUCUUGGUCUCUCAAAGUGCUAGAAUUAUAGGUGUGAACCACUGUACCCUGCUGGAAAUUAGUAAAUGGUGGUCAGUUGUGCCCUUUCCUUUUCUUUCCUCUUUCCUUACCCAUUUUCUUUUAUUUUUUCUUCCUUCCUUC